GUGAGGCAAGAUGGCAAAUUGCUUUCUUGGCUGCAGGAGAAAUUGCAGUUUGGAAACUUUCUAGCGACAAUGCCGCCUCGCAAUUUGCACGCUUGCGCUGAGGAGGGUCUCGCAAUCCGUGGAAAAAACAUAGCUGAAGCGGAAGCAAGACAUUUACGAGGUGUCGGAAAUAGUUUCGUCAUGCUGGAAACGGAACAUCAACGAGACGUCCAAAAAGAGGAGAGGGAGAAGGAGUCACAAACUCUGACAACUGCUUGGAACGUUGUCAACAAUUAUGGACCUUGUACUAGUAGCUCAACAUUAUCCAAGCUUUCUGCGUCUGCUGCUCCGUUUGUCCCACCUGGAGGCGCAUCGACCUUGUUUGAACCUCCGCAAGGGCCAUCCCUCGAUUCUCUACAAAAGCCGCUGGUUGUUCCGGCACCACCUCUUCAGCAUGUUGGAGGACCGGGGCCGCCGGGUGCUAAUUUUGGGCCUUCUCUUAGCUCUUCUUCGAGACAUCGCAAUGCGGAAGACGCUGAACGGAUAGCAACCAGUUUUCUGAAGAAUGACGAGGAAGGGGGUCUCCUGCGCGCUUUUGCCGUAGAUGGACGGGUGUCGGAUGACCGGUUUAAACUCUUGGUGGACCAGUCAGUGCCGAGAAGAACAGUUAUGGACCUGUUGUACUGGUGAAAGUUUUGCUUGUGCUAGUAACUAAACUAGUACAGUGAUCUUCAUGUGUAGUUAAGCAUUAUUGAGCAGAGAAAGUUUGCUUUUGUUUUUACAAAAAUUCCGAUGGAGGGGCUUCAUUCUAGUAGUCCUUAGACUUUUUUGAUGAGCUUCAGUUUACACUUUCUAAAUCGCGGCUUCUAUUCGAUGACGUUCUCGCUCAAGUUAUCUUACAGACCUUGCAAUGGAAAGAGAAACAAUUUGACUUGAAGAUGAGCAAGCGGGAAGCGAAACUAGCUGCAGCGCAAGGCCUAAGUCCGCGCGAUAGUGGAAUACGCUUCCUGAAUGUCUUCAGGAUGGACAAAGUGGGCUCAGUCGUUCGAGGAACAGACACUCCCGGUUCCGACGUCGAUUUUAGGCUGUAUUACGAAAUCACAGCGAAAAACAUCACGGGCGGCGAUGUCCUGGACAAAAUAAAACGGAUGGUGCCACAGGUAUAGCGAGUGUGCUAUAAUUUAUUUUGAUAUGCGUCGGUCCUCUAGUACCUAGAUGAACAUGAAAAUCUGUUUUUUUCGAGUUGUGCGUCUGUCCUCUAAUACCUAGAACAUUAAAAAGUUUUUGUUUUUUUCUCGGACGGAGUCAAAGAAAUGAAAUUAUAUCUUGCAGGUAUUGUAUCGAAACAAGACUAUAUCUUCGGUCGUGGAGAUGUGGUGGAAGGGGAACGCCUGUUUACGCGUUGUUUAUCCAAAAGCAAAAAGAGGGCAUGCCCAUGCUGGGUCGUGUUCCAGGGUGAAGAGCCUUGUGUACGAUAUCUGGUUUCUACAUGGGAAGAUAAAUGGCGCUGACAACCACUUCUCUUCGGGAGGCGGCGCAUUGAUCUCAACUAGGAUUAAGGCUUGAGGAAAUGCAUCUUCACGGGCAUUUUGGUCCCGUUUUUCAAGGGAAAAGGGGACGAGAGAUGCUGCUGAAGAUGGAUUCUUCCUGCAAGUUCUAAUAGGAAGUCUUUAUCUCUUGGAGUCGCUGGAGCAGAAGGAGGAGGAGGCACAGGCACCGGCAGCGGGCCUUCUAACUCUGGGCCAUCAUUGCUGCGCGCUAGUACGACUUCCUCUUCGUCACCCUCUGGGGGCGGAGCCUCUGGAGGAGCAAGUCUCGGAGGUGUUAGACUCCUGGGGCUCUCUUCUUCUUGUGUAGCAACAUCGGAUCAUGACUCAUCGUCGUCUCUUUCGCAUAUUAGCCGCGCGUCAACAUCUUUUUCUUUGAUACAACAAGUACAACAGCCAGCACCGGCUGCUACUGGUGUCCAGCUCGACACGGCGCAGUACAAUGGUGUCGGUUCAUUCCCAAGUCUAAUCGCGAAGAGCAGGAAAGCAGGAAGUAGUCUAGAUGUGCUUGAGGAUGGACUUUAUGGCUUCUGGGAGGCGCAGCCACAGUAUCGAGCAGUCGUACGCCUCCUAAAAGACCAAUUCCAACGAUUCGUCGAUUCUCCAUGUCGAGAAACCGCUAGUAAACGGGGUUUGCCGGGUAUCUACUUGGAAAUCAUAGUGUGGGUAAUUGCGACACAGGAAAUGCGAGUUAAAAAUGUGCGCAGGAGAUACUUAGCGGGUGCUUUUGGACGGCCAAUUCUCGUGCAAGCUAGUCCGACGGUGAAUGGAGGACCACACGCACACGGAGGCGCACACAAUCAUGGCUCGAAUUCAUCAACUAGUAGCACUUAUCUCCACUCGUCAUCAACAAUAUGUUCGCCCGAUGACGGUCCGCCAAGUCUGAACGCAAGUGGUUUUCUUACUGCGUCUGGCGCGGCGUCCCCGAGUCCAGGGAGUGAACACCAGCAAUUUGCAAAGAUGACCAGGAAAGAGAAGAAAGCGGCGAAAGCAAGAAAAGGGAGCACGUCCUCUUAAGGUUUGAUCACAUUGAUAUUGUUAUUGUGAUUGCCAUUCUCUUGUGUCCUCACCUUAUUAGGAUAGACGUGAAAAAUUCAUGAUUCCUGGUUUCCUUAGUAGGGUAGGCUUUAGAAAAUUAUGAGUCUUAUUAAGCUUAAAAGAAAUGACGCGUCACCGCUACAACUAAGUACGUGAGCUCUAAUGUCGUGUCGCGUCGCUCUUGGCAGCUGCGACAAAUGGAGCUAUCUGUGCAGGACCUCCAGUAGCAUUGCCUAGUUCUGUUGCCCUCCACCAGCCUCCUUCGGCUGCAGCAUCUUCCGGAUCAUUACUACAUCUUGCCGACAAUGCAUCAGGAGCAGCCAACUCAGACGAGCCUUUGGCACCUUUCUCGCUCGAGGAAGCUCUGCGUUGUGUCAGUAUGAGUAGUCUUGUGGUGGCCACACACGGAGAGCAGAUUCUCCAGUCACAGGUGACUCCCGUUGGAGGCAAGAAGACGAAGGGAAGCGUAGACCGAGUGUUGUCCUUAGUGGAACAAGUGAAGCGGCUGGACGCAGCGGCACGAAUGAACGAAAAGCAGAAGGUAGCCGUUGUUUUAGUUAAGGCGUCGCUCAUGCGUAACAAACAUAGGUAAACUUUAUAGACAUCCAUGAUCUAGAUGUAGAUCUUAUCUUCAAUCUUUCAUUUCGAAUGAAUCUCAAUCUCUGAAGCACUGAAGCCUCUUUCAUUUCAAGUACGAGAAAACGUUUUCAGAUCCUCUAAUUUGAACGAGAUUCAAAAGCAAACGACAUGGGGACCACCUAAAGCCGCAGGCGAGGAACAAGCGUGGCAUCUACUGACCAAAAACUUCCAUUCUGAAGGCCUUGACGUCUUACCAGAUGAAAGAGACAGAUUUUCCCUGUUGUUUGAUGAGUGCAAAACAAGUAGUACGAACCCAUUUGUUGGUGGAGCUACUGCAUCUGCAGAUGGUGUUGGGGAGAAUGCUGAAAGGGGAGGCAAGGAGGAAGAUAAUCAAACUUCUUCGUCAAGUACAUCUGGGACGGGAGAAAGUACGACUAGACUAAAGCAGGACAACAAUAGUCAUAGCGUUGGAGGUGUUGUGGCAGGAUCCUCAUCAUCUUCGAGUUCUACCGCGAAUAAGAAGACGGCGAAAACAGCAACUUCAAAGGGCUCAUCUUGUUCAGCUUCAAACAUGACGAAGAGCAAGGCUUCAUCACAGGACAAUCAAAACAACACCAACCCUGGUGCACGACUAGUAGACAACAGCAAAGAGACCUCUAAGAAGAAAGCAGACGAAAGUGUAUCUCGGGACAAAACAGCAGAGAUCAUUGAUACUGACUUGCCGUCCGCCUAUCGUGUCUACCUCUUAGCAGUUUUGCUACUCGGGACUGGGUUGAGCGUGAGCGAGGACUUUUCACCAGGAAGCGGGGAAACGAACUACAUUUUUGACCCUUCACUAACGCCGCUUGGUGUGGUCAUUGCGUCGUUCUUCGAUACGAAUCUCGGAAAGUCACCAGAUUUCGAACCGCUAGAGGGUGGCCCGUGGGCACUCAGCUACCCGGUAGCAAGUAUAUUCCGCGAUGCUUCGGAAAACUUGAGGGCAUUCACUGGAGCGCCGAACAAUGAUCCGAGAUUGCGACUUGGGGCCCUUGCCAGAGCACCGGCUCUCAGGUUUGACUAAAUCACUACUACCGACGUCUACAGAUAAAACUAAAAUAAGUGAUGUUUUGUCACGACGUGCUAGCACUCGUCGUGGUCGAUCUUCUCGAAUGAUUUUUGUCUUGCUACUGUCAAAUUCUUAGGUUCUGGCGUGAGGAGAUGUGCGGCCCUUUAUUAGAGGAACUCUCCGGAGCAGACUGUAUCUACCUUCUCUACGAGCGCUUUGGGGUGCUCUCGCCUUAUGUGGUUGGCCGCAUCGAGAACGAAGUCGAAUCUCUUUAAGGCUUCCCCCAAUCCAUCUUCAGAAGCAUCUUACUCGGAGACGUUUUGUUUCAAGGAGAGAAUUUUUUUUUUCAAAUGAUGAGAAUUAUAAACUUCGUUUCUUGUCUCAUCCUGCCCUCUCGUUCGUUGAUGUCCUUCUUGUCCUUGUUGUCCUUCUGUCAGAAAGAGGCGCUCUUUACGCCUUAAUUCAAUUACAAGUCCUAAUACUCGGGUCUCUACUCGGGUCGCAACGGAAUCAGGCAGCGAGAGUUGUCACGUGGUUCGCAAAUGAAUGAAUGAAUAAUAAAUAAUAACUUCAGUGGUUUUGAUUUUCAAAUUUCAAAUGAUUCAUUUCGAGAUCAUGGACGAUGAGAGUGGACUCUAAUCUUCAUUUCGCACAGUGUUGGACUUCUUCUUUGAUAAGAGCUGCAUCGUAAAGAUCUUUGGGUCAGUGGAGAAUGGCACCGCUACAAGGGGAUCGGACGUGGAUUGCGGGCUCAUUUUGUCGCCAAAGAUUUUCGCGAAAUUUAAGGCUAGAUGUUUAUAUAUUAGUUUGUCGUCCUCGUGUGAGGUGCUUAAGCUUACUAUGUAUUCUCGGUGAAGACGUUUGUGAGGUGCUAUCUAUGUAAGUAUUUUCGGCGAAGACGAGGACGUUCCCCUUGUGAAGAUGGUGGUCAAAGGGGAAAUGGUGCUCCUCAAGGGGAAAGAAACAAGCAACCCACACCCAUUCAAUCCUACAGAUAGUGCGUCGUGUCUAGCGUUAAGAAACAUGCAGCCAGAGUCGGAGAGCAUUCAGACCAACACGAUGCAGCAUUAGCCAGAUUGGUGAAGAAAGAGGUUCUGUCGGAUUUGACCAAAUUCAUCCAGACCAUAGACGGUGCAGGGGAAAAGAAGUCGAUGGAUUUGGAACUGGUUCUAGAAGCUCGUGUGCCGAUAGUGAAGUGCCAUGUCCAACAGCAGAUUCGGAAUACUUUGUUAAGGCAGCUUCGUUGUUGCAGCAUCCUCACUUGUGUCACACUUGAAAUUGAUUGUUCUUUUUUUCGUCUUGAAAAUAGAGCAUCGACUUCCAAGGAUCAUGCACUCGUCAACGAGGUUGCGAACGCGAAGGCUCUAACUUUUCCUUGCAUGCUGGAACACGGAAUUUCGAGUUUUGACAUCUCGGUGCUGGUAGAAGGUGAAUUCUUCGUUCUGCAGAAUAGUGCUUUGUUACGGCAGCACUUAAGCUUAUAACUUACCGAAACCGACAUCAAGAAGUUGCUGUUGCUCACGACCACUGUAUUAUGGGUCCUCUUCUAGCUUAAGCUCACUAGGUACUGCUCCUCUUCUAACUUAAGUCCGCUCUGUCCUUCUAGCAGAUGAACGGUAUAGAAUGCUGGCCGUACUAGUGAAGAGAUACGCGAAGCAAAUGGGCAUCCGCAGCGCGUGGGAAGGCACUUUGAGCAGUUAUUCUUACGCUCUGCUCGUCUUGCAUUUCAUUCACAUGAGGGAAAAAAGACUCCAAACCACGGUCCAACAUGAUCAGGAGUCCUCACAGAAGUUGACAAUGUCGGAAGAAGUGGUGGAUGAAAACAACAAAAUUGAAAACAACAGCGGUGGAAAAGCAGGAGAACCACACAGAGGUGGAGAACUACAAGUUAAAGUGGUAGAUCAAGAAGGAGACCCUCCAAAACAACAAGAGAAGAAGGUCAAGGAUUAUAUGCAAGCUGUUGUAGGUGGUCGUGAUGUCGUGUGUACGUUGCCCAAAACCACCUUAUCCGUACAACCCAAAAGUACCUCAUCGAAGCCUUCGAUAUCGACGUCCAAAAUGACUCUACUACCAACGACGACCAACAACAACAACGCGGUGACCUGCGCUGCAACUAGUAGAACUACGGUAGAGCUCGCCUUACAGCAGAAAAGUGGGUCUUUGGAGGAUGUCUAUGAAAUGAAGCAGAACGCGUCUUUGCCUCCACCACUGCCUCCGAUAUUUCCUAUCGUCAGUGCCGAUGAAAACGACAAUAAGCGUAGGCCUCCUGGGUGCGGUUCCACGGCUUGUCCAGCAACAACAAGUGACAAUGUUCCCGAGAAGAUAAGCGUACUUUCUAGACCACCAUCAAUGGCGCCUCCUAGUCAGCCUCCGCCGAAACACUUCGCAAAAAAUGGUAGACUUUCCAUCAACAGUGAGACCAGCGAUUGCUCCUUCCAGAUGAAAUUUUUAAGGCAGUUGUAGUUGUCGUCGAUAAGGAUAAUGAAUUCAUCUCUGAGAAAGAAAAUAUCUUCGCCACCUGAAAGUAGGAUAUUUCAAUAAUAGUUGCUGCUGUUCUUGAUGUUGAAGAAAGAGCAAUAUUACAAAGGAAUACUUUCACAUCACUACUUGCAUAAUUUUUUUACAAAGAGUACAGCAUUUUUCAAAGAUGAAUUGCGCAUUUUACAACUUGGUUCUCUAAUUCAAAUCGAACAAGAACUACCUAGCAUCAAGAAGAACUACCAGGAUGGUGAAGAUACAACGCCAGUCGACAGCUUGUUUCUGGAAUUCCUUAACUAUUACCUUAGUUAAGGCUUACUCUUAUUCAUCUUAAGAAGCAUCUUGGAAGGCUUUUGUAAGGGAAAAUGGCUACCAAGAUGCUCCUGAGGAUGAAUAUCGGUAAGGUCUAACUUAGCCUGGAAUACCAAAACAAGAUUAUCUGCGUCAACGGACUCCGUGAUCGACGUGUUGAGGAUGGGAGUCGCUUUCAAUUCUGUAUUGAAGUUAUGGUCAUAUUGUUCGUUAUAGUUAUUUAGUCUAUAGAAUGUUUCGGUAGUUAACUGGUAGAAUUCACACCUUUGUACUUACCCAGUCUUGUAAGCUGAUUUUCAUUCACACCUACCUGCUCGAAGACAUCUGCGAACAUUUCAUCAAGAUGACUUGGACACCCUGUUUUGUGUUCUCUCUACUUAGUCCUACUCUAUGAUAGUAUGAAUCAAUACUACAACUUCUACUAGAAACUCCCUCAUGCUCUAAUCCAUAUCCAUUUGAACCUGCCUUGUUGGAGAACGCACAUGGCCCCAAGCGAGUUCUCGGCAUGCUCGAUCGUUUCGAUGGGCGUUUCACCCCUGGACAUCAGCGCUUCAUGGCCGCCCUGUCCCACGCAAAGACGGUUCUGGAAGAUAAUAUGACUUGUUCCGCAAAAAGAACGAACAAAACUUCUGCAGCGACUUCAGGCAAGAUGAGCAACGAGAAAGUUAAGGGUCACACUUUUUCUAUUGUCAGUGCUGUCAUCAAUGAUAAGGUUGAUAGUACUAGUUCUUGAAGCUGAUGUGGGACUCACCAUCUGCUACACGACGUUUUAUUGAUAUGGAAGAAUAGCGUAGGUGUUCGGCAUAGCAGGUUGGGGUGUGUACUAUUCCAGCUGGCGCCUUCAUCUCCCUCUUCCACUUUCGUCUUCUCAUCGUACUACUCAUGUAUUCGGGGGGCUGCGCAUCCUACAACGCAGUGCACGCGGCCGGCCGGCGCGUGUAGUAUUCCUAUUCUGCUCUUAUUCCUAUUAAGUCCUAUUCUUUCCUAUUCAUGUCUAUUCAUAUUCGUAUUCAAACUUCUUUUCCCACCCUCCACACCCUCUUAUCCAUGUGGCACCUAGCCCUCAGUUAGCAUCUUGCUCUCGCACCCGUUGGUGUCUGGCUUGUUCUCUUCACAACUCAUUUCAAGAAUUUCGUGGUUCAUCCGAACUUGAUGCCAUCUGCUGGGCUAGUAUGUCGCAUGGACGUACCUAGCAAAAUAAUACUCACCCUUUCAGAAUGUCAGCACCUAUGUACGCGCCUCAACUUAAGUGAACACUGCUACCGGUUCAUUGGAAGAAGAUCAAGGUUCAUUGAUUCACUCCGCGCCUUACCUCUAUCAGUUGUAAUGGACGAAGGUCGGUUUAAGUCUUUCUUGUUUUUACAUCAUCUUAAGCUCUCCUGUCCUCGUCUAAUAAUCGGGUGAACGGAACGCCGACUUCUUCUUCGACACAGCGGAGUGCUUCUUCCUUCUCUACAACAGACACGAGCGAAAGUGUCGUACAUCAAUCGCGAUGGGGGAACUGUGCAGUUUUUCUACUCUUCUAGAGAUCUCUGGAACAUAUCGUCCUCUCUCGGUGUCGCUUGACGAGCCUUGACGAGAUUGAGGAUUGUGUUGAUUUCUAUCGAAAGGAAACUGUCUUAAGAUUAAGGCAGGCCCAGGACCAGGUGGAAGAUGUCAUGAUUUUUAUUAAGUAGUACCAACUAUGUGUGUAUUUAUGUUUAAGGCAGGAGCAGGAUAUAGUGAUUACUUGAAGAUGAAGAUGAGUCAAUUCAUUUUUUCCAGUUUUCAUAAUUUUUUUAUAGUGCCAUUUCGAUUUCCACGAAGAAGAACGAAGGUAGGAGGAUGUAGUCACACUUUGUUUUCAGUUAGAUGAUGAUGAACCUCCACCCAUUCGCAAUACCAAUUCUCAAGGAAGAACCAAGAUCUAGAUCACAACUUCCUCAUCUAGCUUUAAUACUUAUACCCAGCAUCAAGAACUCAAAUCUAUCAACUACUACUCGACGUCGAGGAAGUACUCACAAGACUAAACUCGAACUUGUACUACUUAACAGGACUCGGCGACACAAGAAGAACUUCAUUGAAGUUACUUCAAGCUCAACAACGCGACAACCAGUAAAAAAGUCAUUAAGAAGAUUGUAGAAACCUAUGAAU
Messenger RNA from Amoebophrya sp. A25, 9111 nucleotides. The record is from the annotation of a GenBank genome assembly. Lineage: Eukaryota; Dinophyceae; Syndiniales; Amoebophryaceae.